UUGCGUUUUGCUUUGUGACUGUUCCUGUCACUUCGCUUCCCGCCAGGGCGUCUCCAACGUUUAGGAAAACGCGUUUGGCUCGUCCGCGUGCAAGCUUGCCAUCACUUGGGGUUGUGCCUGUGAUCUUUCUAAACUCCACCAGCCUUUGUCUCGACCCAGCAGCCGUGGCGGCGCUCUCCCGCGGUCUUUUCUCCUGGGGUCCCCUGGCCGCUGGCUCUUGUGCUUACUACCCUCGACUUGGUUCAGGGAUCAUCCCCUCCCUCAGGAAGCCUUGCGGAGUUAACCGCAGACCUCUUGGACACCCACGACACCUGUAUUUCCUCAGCCCGUGGGCAGUCGGCUUCCCCUGCUCUGCUGCCCCUUUACAAGUUGCCCAGUGGAAAUCCCCGCAGCUGGAGCGGGAGGGAGGCUGUCAAGCUGAAGUUUGUUCGGGAGAGAGUGACCAAGAUAUGAGGAAAGGAAAGACUGAAAGAAAAGAACCCCGUGGGGCGAUGUAAUAGCUUUCUUCAGCCGUCCCACAGGACGAGCUCGAGGGGAGCAGACAGCGUAGCGGAUUUUACUGUCAUAAAAGGAAGCAUCUUUCUAGAAACUAUACGAUAGCAGCUAAGAGCUUAGCUUCUGAGGCUAGGCGGUUCUGGAUUUUUACCCGGCUCCCCACCAUGGCUCUGUACUCGAAGGCCAGUGACUUGGCCUCUCUAAGACCUGGUGUCCUUACUUGUGACAUGGAAAUCAUAACAGAAAGCAUUUAAGAAAUUCCUGGAAUAAAUUAGAGUAAUAUAGGAUCUGCAGAAAAUACCUCAAGAUAGUUGGUAAGGAAAAGAAGAAUUUCUAGACUCUUCAUCAAGAUCUUCAUUUAUACAGCUGUUAAAUCCAAGGCUACUUUGGUGAAAGCAUGAAUAAAAAUACAUCUACUGUCAUAUCACCCAGUCUACUUGAAAAGGAUCCUGCCUUUCAGAUGAUUACAAUUAACAAGGAAACAGGCCUUGGCCUGAAGAUAGUAGGAGGAAUUAACCGGAAUGAAGGCCCGUUGGUAUAUAUUCAGGAAAUUAUUCCUGGAGGAGACUGCUACAAGGAUGGUCGUUUGAAGCCAGGAGAUCAACUUGUCUCAGUCAACAAGGAAUCUAUGAUUGGUGUAUCAUUCGAAGAAGCAAAAAGCAUAAUUACCAGAGCCAAGUUGAGGUCAGAAUCUGCUUGGGAGAUAGCAUUCAUAAGACAAAAAUCCGACAACAGUCAACCAGAAAAUCUGUCAUGUACAUCACUUGUAGAAGCUUCAGGAGAAUAUAGACCUCAAGCCUCAGCAUUUAGUCUUUUUUCGUCUCCUCCUGAAUUACUAACCCCAAAGACCUCAUCCACUCCCAAAACUAACAAUGCCAUUUUACCUUCUUGUAAGAUAGAAACUGGAUACAACAAAACAGAACAGAUUCCAAUUACUUCUUCAGAAAACAGUACUGUGGGUUUGUCUAAUACAGAUGUUGCUUCUGCCUGGACUGAAAAUUAUGGACUACAAGAAAAGCUCUCCCUAAAUCCCUCUGUUCGCCUUAAGGCAGAGAAACUGGAAAUGGCUCUAAAUUAUCUUGGUAUUCAGCCCACAAAGGAACAACACCAAGCCCUGAGACAGCAAGUACAAGCAGACUCAAAAGGGACAGUGUCUUUUGGAGAUUUUGUCCAGGUUGCCAGAAACUUGUUUUGCUUGCAGUUGGAUGAAGUAAAUGUCGGUGCACAUGAAAUUUCCAAUAUAUUAGAUUCACAGCUUCUUCCUUGUGAUUCUUUAGAAGCAGAUGAAAUGGAAAGGCUCAAGCGUGAAAGGGAUGAUGCCUUGAAAGAAGUGAAUACACUUAAGGAAAAAUUAUUGCAAUCAGAUAAGCAAAGGAAACAAUUGACAGAGGAGCUGUAUAAUGUGAAACAAGAAGCCAAAGCUGUAGUUGAAGAAACAAGAGCCCUGCGAAGUCGGAUUCAUCUUGCUGAAGCUGCACAGAGACAGGCACAUGGAAUGGAAAUGGACUAUGAAGAAGUGAUCUGUCUGUUAGAGGCCGAGAUUACAGAGCUAAAGGCUCAGCUUGCUGAUUAUUCUGACCAAAAUAAAGAAAGUGUUCAGGAUUUAAAAAAGAGAAUUAUGGUACUUGACUGCCAAUUACGAAAAUCAGAAAUGGCUCGAAAAACUUUUGAGGCAUCCACUAAAAAGCUUCUUCAUUUUGUAGAGGCUAUUCAAGAAGUAUUUUCUGAUUAUUGUACUUCUCUAUCAAAUUUAAGUGAAAGAAGAGCUGUGUUAGCUUCUCAGACUUCUCUCACACUGAUGGGAAGGAAUGGACAUAACAUCCCAGCAACGCUGGUGCUUGAAUCUAAGGAACUUGUUAAAUCUGUUCGUGCCUUACUUGAUAUGGAUUGUUUACCUUAUGGGUGGGAGGAAGCUUACACAGCAGAUGGAAUCAAGUACUUCAUCAAUCAUGUAACACAGACUACAUCCUGGAUCCAUCCUGUGAUGAGUGUCCUGAAUCUGUCUCGCUCAGAGGAGAAUGAAGAGGAUUGCUCUAGAGAACUCCCCAACCAGAAAAGUUGAUGGUUUUCCUUAGGAAGUGGAGUUCCAUGGUCAUCUGGCAUCUCAGUCUACAUGGACGACGUGAGCAGAGACACAUAACAUCCAAUUCUGAGAUGCAACAGCCUAAAAUAGGAGUGAAGCAUACACUACUUGUUGAAGGGUAAAAUAGAGUCUCUGGACUUUGGAUAUUUUUGUAAAACUUUUGAUAUUUCUGUAUACAUUUUAAAAAAACAAUCGCCACUACAGUAGUUCUUUGAGAAUAAUCUAGUCAUAUUUUUUGAAAUCACAUAAUUAGACUUUAUAAUAUAUAUACUUUUUCUUAUAUAAUUAGAUCUUUCUUUGUAAUUUCAUAUGUAGUUCUUCAUAAGGUCUUGACAUACUGAAAAAGUAUAUGAACAUAAUGAAACACCUCAUUAAUUUGAUAAUUCAUUAACCUUUUAUAUUCAUCUAUUAGGAAAGUGAUCUUAGCAGGCUUUUUGGAAUUUGAGGAUCACAUUUAGACAUCUGAUGGGCUAAUGAAUACAGCUUAUAUCUUUAUUGAGCUUUCUAAUUUA
Messenger RNA from Cebus imitator (Panamanian white-faced capuchin), 3090 nucleotides. RefSeq names its product syntaxin binding protein 4 (gene STXBP4). Bases 893 to 2557 code for a protein of 554 amino acids. Gene Ontology annotation, biological process: insulin receptor signaling pathway; regulation of insulin secretion involved in cellular response to glucose stimulus. Lineage: Eukaryota; Metazoa; Chordata; Mammalia; Primates; Cebidae. Gene Ontology annotation, molecular function: syntaxin binding. Gene Ontology annotation, cellular component: cytoplasmic vesicle. The transcript has 18 exons. The record is from RefSeq and is a predicted model, not a curated record.